GUCGUGAAGCCACACGCUCUCAAGCUCAUGCUACAGCUCCGGUCCAUCAAGCGCUCAAGGACUGCGUCUCACUGCGAUGAAGCUAUCAAGCGAAAGAAAGAAGGGACAGGCGAGCCAUCGCUCAGCCCGUCGAUCGAUGAAGACGGUCCAAUGAGCAUAGCAGACCGCGAGCAUCUACCGACGCAUGGCGAGGAGAUCAAGAACAUCGCUCGACUGCGACAACUCGCCGUCGCUGCUCAAGAAUGCUUCACUGAUUGGUUCCUCGGCCAUCGCUACCCUCCGGCGGCAGACCUGCUCGGACCGGAUGGCUCUCUUGCGCUCGGUGACAUCGUCACCCUGCUCAAGCUAGAGAGGUUCGAAGUCACAAGAGGCGAGCUCGUGCAGGCGUUGCAGCUCCAAAGCGAGUCAGGGCUGAUUUUUGACGAGAUGGCGUCACGCAUUCGCUCAACGCGCGCCCCAAAUGUCGAUAUGGUCAGGCGUAUCUCGACAAAGAACUGGAACAAGCGGAUGCUCUAUGUUGAGAAGCUUCCGCCCCGUGCAUACUUGCUAGACGGAUUACGAGUCCCGAUGGCGGAAAUCGAUCAUCUCAAUCUGCGAAACUAUCUGGGCAACUUGUUCUCGUGCAGCAUCGACGUAUUGAGAUUGCCAAUGCUAGAUCAAGCAGAUGAUUCGGCUGCUACACCAGGCCCUCAUCAACUAGACUCGUUUCCAUUUGGUGGCGGCGACUUCAAAGGCUUCUGCUUUGUCGUUCUGUCCACGGUCGAAGCCGCAGAGCAAGCCUUGUCGCGGUGGCCUUGGCGCACGGACUUGGCACAGCCAAAUGAAGGCCCACUGAUGGCAGAUACGUCCCUUCCGUCAGAGUGGACCAGGACGACACCGAAUCACGGCUUUGCGGCAGGAACGGGACCGACACAGCACGCGCACUCAUCUGGCUUGAGAGUCUUGUCCUUCCAGAAAUGGGUUCAGCUCAAAUCAGAAUACAUGAGAUACUACAACGACAUCAUAAGUCUCGAAUCGAACCGCAGGCCAUACACGGAGCAUGGUAGGGGUCGGAGGCGCUCCGAUGGCUUCGACCAUGGAUCUGACGAGCGCACACGACGGGCAUCACGCGAAGACGCUGAGCAGGGAUGGCACAAAAAAGAAAGCAUGGCAACGCGAUGGGAGCACGAAGAGCUCCCAGAGGCGCCGAAACAUCCUCUCGGCUGCCUGCUCUUUGUUGACGGCAUCCAUCCCAACUCAAAGCACACUGUGCUCAAGAGCCUGUUCGGUAAGCUUGUAGAGCGAGACGGAGCUGUACGAUACGUCGACUAUGUGCCGGGCACAACGGAGUGCUAUGUGCGCUUCUCGAGCACAGAAGUGGCAGAAGCAGCAGUACAUGCACUCAAGGCAACUCUGCGCACCCAGGACGACGGCGACGAUGACGAGCCAGAAGAAUAUUGCGACGGCGCGGCUGACGAAGGCUACGGUUCGCCCUAUCUGAUCGCUAGACUGCUUGAUGGCACCGCAGAAGCACUCUAUUGGCAGGCUCGAGGCCACCGCUAGCAUUGCAAGACGGCAAGUGAGCAAGAAGAGACAACACGACGCGCGCCUUUGCAAUGUGAAUGUGAUUGACAGUCGCUCUGCUCUAUCGGCCGCCACGAAGCGCGAGCACGAGAUGUAGCGUAGAUCCGCUGACGAUGUUGAGCUCUUGCGCAGACUUCUCCUCUCCCAUCUGCUUGCCCGAGAAGAUCAGGCGCUGCUGAGCUGGUGGGAUGCCCUCCUUCUCUUCUACCUUCUCCUUGAUCCUCAUAAUC
This is a messenger RNA of Mixia osmundae IAM 14324, 1793 nucleotides long. RefSeq lists its product as uncharacterized. Lineage: Eukaryota; Fungi; Basidiomycota; Mixiomycetes; Mixiales; Mixiaceae. The transcript is spliced from 4 exons. Gene Ontology annotation, molecular function: telomerase RNA binding. The coding region runs from base 28 to 1542 and encodes 504 amino acids. The record is from RefSeq and is a predicted model, not a curated record. Gene Ontology annotation, biological process: telomerase catalytic core complex assembly.